This is a messenger RNA of Truncatella angustata, 1027 nucleotides long. RefSeq lists its product as uncharacterized. Bases 600 to 764 code for a protein of 54 amino acids. The record is from RefSeq and is a predicted model, not a curated record. Lineage: Eukaryota; Fungi; Ascomycota; Sordariomycetes; Amphisphaeriales; Sporocadaceae. The transcript has a single exon.
AAAUAGUAAAUCGUAUGAUGUUCACUAUAAUGUGCUAGCAUGCCGAAGAGACCGCAGCGGGGCAACGCUUUCCCCGUGGGGGUUACAUCUAUUCUCGCGCAUCAAAUCAUUUGACAAAGAACUGACGCUUGCCGCCUUGCGGUUAACAACCUUCCAUCCCAUAGUACUGGGGUUCCGGCAUUGUUCAACUAUCCUUGUCAAGUAUUGACAAGGGUGCCUGUGGUAGCCAGUUUUGAAGUUAGUUCAGGGGUCACCACUUGGGAAAGGCAAUUUUGAUAUCCGUCUAUACCAAGUACGAAUCAAUCACCACGUUUUGGCAAGACGAACUGCUGACUAUCUAAUCUCCAAAAUAACAACCAUACAAAAUUAGGAAGAUGACCAUCGAGUUGCUCCGGUGUGCCGUUGCAGCACAUCUUCGAGAAGAACGAACUUCCGCAAAUAUGCGAACAAGCAUUGAUUCACGUCUCCUCAUAUUUCUCUAACGAUUCUCCAUUUCAAUCAAAGCGCUACUUACGACCCUUCGUAAUGCUUGCCUUAAGCCUGUUGACCUGAAUGACGGCCCGAUUCUGAACACCAUAUCAUGCCUCUCAUGCGUUUCCAUGCCUCCUCAAGUACGUACAGUCUUCCGAGAGCUGACGGCUGCUAUAAAUUAUGGUAGUUAUUACAAUGUCGCCAUUCCGACAUGCUGGCCCAAACAGGAAGUCUACGGAGGCUGGGCCAACAUGUGGAUUCAGAGAGUGGCGGGGAGAGCUGAGUUUCAAUAGCCAGUACUAUGGUUGAUACCUCAACUAUCAACCUCGACCAUUGAGACAGUAUUAUUUAAAUACCGAGGUGCAUGAAAAUGUGGCACAUAUCUAGGGGCUAGUCUGGGGUCGGAUUCGAAAACAUGUCUACAAAAAUAGUAUGCUUUACCAUCUUCCCGCUGCGCAGACGGAUGAAUUGAUGGGCCAGAAAUCCCCCGCCGGUAACAAGUUGAGCAAUAGCGAGGAGGUUGCGCUUUGGUAGAAAAAUAUGAUCCUUCCGUGCG